Molecule: messenger RNA, 3223 nt
Organism: Notothenia coriiceps (black rockcod)
Lineage: Eukaryota; Metazoa; Chordata; Actinopteri; Perciformes; Nototheniidae
Gene: acbd5a
Product: acyl-CoA binding domain containing 5a
Exons: 13
Coding region: 137-1669 (510 amino acids)
Biological process (GO): fatty acid metabolic process; pexophagy
Cellular component (GO): cytoplasm; peroxisome
Molecular function (GO): fatty-acyl-CoA binding
Source: RefSeq, a predicted model, not a curated record
GUACCAGACUGCAUCUCUAUCUGGAAUUAUACACUGUUGAUGGCGUCUGGUCGAAGGCUAAAGACAGGUCGCCUUCUGACAAACAGAUAGGCCGUUGACAUUAACGGUUUUGUGUUGACAAUCUCAGUUUCACACAAUGGAGGUGGAGAGUGUGGAAGUGGAGGAUGAGAGGCGUUUGACCCUCGUGAGGUUCGAGGCUGCAUUAAAAGUGAUUAAGAGUUUACCCCCGAAUGGUCCCUUUCAGCCGUCCAAUGAUAUGAUGCUCAAGUUCUACAGUUAUUAUAAACAAGCCACUGUUGGUGCAUGCAAUAUACCCCGACCUGGCUUCUGGGAUGCAGUUGGCAAAGCAAAAUGGGAUGCGUGGAGCUCUCUUGAAGAUAUGUCAAAAGAAAAAGCAAUGGCAGGCUACGUUGAUGAAAUGAAGCUGAUCCUGGAAGGUAUGCCCAUGACAGAUGAGGUGGAGGAGUUACUACGUGUCCUCGGCCCCUUCUAUGAGCUGAUUGACGAUAGGAAAAAGAUCACACAGAUAUCAGACCUGAGCAUGGGGUUUAGUUCAAUGGUGAAUGCAAAGCCAUCGAAGAGCAUCGCAAAGAGCAUCGUCAGAACAAUGAAGAUGAAUGGCAACCUGGAGACUCGUCCUGCCAUGCUCAAGGCAAAGGAAGUGAAGGAAAAGUCAGAGGAAGAAACACAGGAUGAAGAAGAGGAGGAGGAGGAAGAAGAGGAGGAAGAAGAAGAAGAGGAGGAGGAGGAGGAAGAGGAAGAAGAAGUGAUAAAGGAGGUCAAAAAAGACAAGAAAUCAGCAGUUUCUCAACCAAAGAAGAAGAGUUCAACCAAGAGACACAAAGUGCCUCUUUCCAACGGUAAAGUGUCCAACGGGGUCACCCAUCUGACCAAUGGGAGUCAUCCCAAGGCCGGUCUGAACGGUGUCCCCUCUCAGGAGGGCUCAGUCGCUGAGCUUCUGCUCAACGGUCACCACACAGAUCCUUGUUUGGAUGUGUCUGGUCCCAGUCAGCUGGCCAGUGACUCAGACAGCGAAGUCUACUGUGAUUCUGUGGACCAGUUCGGACAGGAAGAGAGCUCAGAGCAUAAUCAGUCUUUGGACGACCUGGAUGAAGACGAGAACCACGUCUUGUCCCCGUUAGAGGAGCCCCAGGACGAUGUUGACGGUGCACCAGAGGGCAUCAUGUGUGGAGGAGAAGAUGGAGAGAACGGUGGAACAGUGUCGCAGAGACAGAGACUGAAUGCAGACAUGUCUAACAGCCCUUUGGUCAGAAGAGAAGGAGGCUCCAGGUCUCCAGACCAUGGCUCUGGAUCUCUGAUGCCCAUGUAUGGUGGUGGAGAUGGGGACAGGGAGCGCUGGGGGGGAGCUGUCACACCCGGAGGAAGCCUGAAUGAGCAGAUAGUUGUCGUGUUGGCUAGACUGCAGGAGGACAUGCAGAGCGUCUUGGACAGGCUGCACACCCUGGAGGCUCUGACUGCUAGCCAGGCAAGAUCAAUGUCUCUGUCUCCAACUUGUGGAUCAACCCCGGUGAAUAAGAAGAGUCGGAAACCAUCCUGGUGGCCUUUCGACAUUUCUCCGACCAGUUUGGCCUUUGCUGUUAUUUGGCCCUUUGUUGUACAGUGGCUAAUCCGCCUAUACCUGCAAAGGAGGAGAAGAAGAAUCAACUAAAACCUGCUCUCACCCACGCACAUAGAGGAUACAGAGGAGUCCUCUAAAUGUCUUUGGUUGGGUUGCUAAUGGCUGUAACUCCCCCCUGCUUAGACCCACAGCCCAGUAAUUUGCUCUUGCACUAUGAAGAAGGAGCCUAGAGGGAGAGGAAGCCAUCUCUCAAGUAGUGUGGAUGUGGAAUCAAAUAGCAACAUGAAUGUAAGGAGUUGCAGCCUGUGAUUGUACACGCUUUUUAAGAUGAUGCCACUGUACCAGAUUAUUUUUCUCUAAGAAAUGGUUUGUGUUGAGAGGUGGAACUCAUAGUCAACGUUUCCUGCUUGUUUAUAAACCAACGACAGCAGCAUCUCAAUUAUAGCUCUGGGGAAAAUGAUUAAGAGACCACUGCACAUUUUUCUUCAAUCACAAUCUCUACAUGUAUGGCAGACAUUCCAUUCCAGUGUCUGUUGAAUUCCAACACAGAUAAAUGUUGUCAGUAGUUUAUAAAAUAAACUCUAUAAAUAGUGAAACCAGAGAAACUGAUGAUUUUGCAGUGGUCAAUACACAUUUUUCCAGUGCUGUAUUUCUAUAACUAAGGCUGUGUUGCACAUAAAAUGGGCUUGAUACUUCUUCUUCUUUUUUAAAACGUAGUGCUUGAUGUGGUUAAACAUUUUCACAAUUCUGUCAUUAGUUGCCCAGGCAAUGCUGCUAUAAUAAAAAUGUAAUAAUUGUAGUUCAGAAGGGAGGACUGAAAAAAGAAGUGUAAAAAGAUAUUGAUAUGUGAGAUUUUUUUUAAAUUCUGAGAUUAAAUUAAUAUUUAUUGCUUUUAGAAAGUUACAAUGAAGGUAUUGCUCACCAGAUUUCAGCUGUAUAAAUUAGUUUUACGUGGCCACUAAGUUGUAUGUGUAUGUUAGACAAGGUUAUUAAUAUGUUUUCAUCACCUGUCCUGCUGCAUAUCAAUCUGUGCUUUGUCAUAUUACUUCAAAUUGUUUUCCAAAUCGAUGAAGUGCCUCAUCAUCAUUAAGGUACAUUUAUACUGUAGGUGGCAUUAUUGUUUCUUACAUUGACAAAUUGUAGCAUAAUUGUUGCUGUGCUGGACAAAAUUAUCACUAAUCAUAAUACCUUAGCCUUUAGGUGAUGAAAAUGAGAAUCUACAUAGCUGUCCAAUUAUUAAUGCAUAAUACUUAUCACUGUUGUUUGACCUGUCAAGGUUUUCUAUAUUGUAUCAUUUUAAUGCGUGUUGUAAUAUGUUUGUGCAAAGAUUUUGUGAGUGAUAUGGUUAACAUGUGUGCAAAGAAGUGAGAUCUAUGUAAAUUCUAUACAAUAGCUGUACAGUUCAGAUUAAAAUGCAGUAUUUUAAUUGCAUUCUCAUGUAUUAUGGAUAUAGAAUAUUAUAUAUAAUUUACAAGUUUUGCAUCUGCAAUAGCACUUAUCUUCCAGAGCCAUUAUGUUUUAAUAAAGAAGUAAUAGUUUAUCUUUCUACUAAAAUUGUGCUACGGUUUAAUAGCCCCUCUGCCUGUGGACAGAGUGGUGUUUGCAUGUGAUAAUCCAAGCCUCAAAUAAAGUUUUCAUAAACUA